Messenger RNA from Harpegnathos saltator (Jerdon's jumping ant), 1791 nucleotides. RefSeq names its product L-type amino acid transporter minidiscs (gene mnd). Lineage: Eukaryota; Metazoa; Arthropoda; Insecta; Hymenoptera; Formicidae. Gene Ontology annotation, cellular component: membrane. The coding region runs from base 268 to 1758 and encodes 496 amino acids. The record is from RefSeq and is a predicted model, not a curated record. Gene Ontology annotation, biological process: amino acid transmembrane transport. The transcript has 8 exons. Gene Ontology annotation, molecular function: L-amino acid transmembrane transporter activity.
AUCGCGCACGUGUGUCUGGUGUGCAAACGCCGCAACGUGGUGCCGCGUGAGAGCGUGUCCCCUCCGUCUUAUUAAUUUUUUUCACUGUCUCAUUUGCUCUUAUCUUUCUACGUGUACAACCACGUUGCACGGAGACGUGGGCGUGCAUGGUGAUGCAGACGCGGCAGGCUAUAACGGCUGGAAUUGUAACGUGGACCAGCGUGUAACACGCGCGAAUUUUAACAAGGGACGCAGUCGACUACGUGCAUCGGCCGCAAACCUGAGAAGAUGCCGGACAAGGUAGCGCCAGCAGAGAAGGUCCUGCAACCGAGCUCCAUAGGGCCAAAUGGUGACAGUGACGACAACAUACAGAGCGACCAAGGCGUUAAGCUAAAGAAGGAGCUCGGCCUAUUAGAUGGAGUGGCGAUUAUUGUCGGUAUCAUUGUCGGCGCAGGUAUCUUUGUGUCGCCGAAGGGUGUGCUCGAAAACAGCGGCAGCGUCGGUCAAGCUCUCAUCAUCUGGGUCUUUUCCGGAAUUCUGUCGCUUAUCGGCGCUCUAUGCUACGCCGAGCUCGGUACGAUGAUCCCGAAAUCCGGUGGUGACUAUGCGUACAUCAGUGACGCUUUCGGACCGUUACCUGCAUUCCUCUACCUCUGGGUGGCAUUAUUCGUCCUGGUCCCAACGGGGAAUGCCAUCACCGCUCUCACGUUCGCGCAAUACAUUCUACAGCCCGUAUGGCCAGGUUGCACUCCUCCGUAUGCGGCAGUACGGCUACUAGCUGCCGUAGUCACGUGUCUCUUGACCGCUAUCAAUUGCUACAACGUCAAGUGGGCGACCAGGGUACAAGACAUCUUCACGGGCACGAAAAUCUUUGCCCUAGUGAUCAUCAUGGUGGCUGGCUUCUGGUGGUUUUGCAAAGGUCACACGGAAAACUUCCAGCAUCCAAUAGCCGGAACCAACACUCAGCCUGGUUACAUUGCUUUAGCUGUUUACUCGGGAUUAUUCUCCUACUCGGGUUGGAAUUACCUCAACUUCGUGACGGAGGAACUGAAGGAUCCCUACAAGAAUCUUCCGAAAGCAAUUUGUAUAUCAUUGCCAUUAGUGACAGUGAUUUAUGUCUUCGCGAACAUCGCCUACUUCGUCGUGCUUACACAAGACGAGAUACUCGCUUCGAACGCCGUCGCCGUGACCUUCGGGGACAAACUGUUAGGCGUUAUGUCGUGGAUCAUACCGUUCUUCGUAGCAUGCUCGACUUUCGGUGCAUUGAACGGCGCGAUCUUUGCGUCAUCCAGGCUGUUCUUCGUUGGUGCCCGAAACGGGCACCUUCCCACUGCCAUUGCCCUGAUCAACAUCCGCAACCUAACACCGAUGCCAUCUCUCAUCUUCCUCUGCAUUAUCACCCUGGUGCUCCUCAUCAUAGAGGAUGUCUACGCACUAAUAAAUUAUGUCAGCUUCGUUGAAGCUCUAUUUACCACACUCUCCGUGUCUGGUCUCCUGUGGCUGCGUUACAAAAGGCCUGAUCUCGAACGUCCCAUAAAGGUUUGGAUAGCUCUGCCAAUCAUCUUCUUCAUAAUCUGCGCAUUUUUGGUCACCGUGCCGUGCUACGUAUCGCCAUGGGAAGUAGGCGUAGGCGUAAUCGUAAUAAUAUCUGGCAUUCCCGUGUACUUGAUCUUCAUCCACUGGAAGGAGAAACCCGCAUGGCUCGUCAAUGGAUCCCAUCAUAUCAAUAUUAUAUGUGCCAAGUUGUUCAUGUGCGUGCAAGAGGACAAGACCGAGUGAGUACUGGAGAAAGCGCUGCGGUUGUUGCAAAAA